Molecule: messenger RNA, 185 nt
Organism: Sphenostylis stenocarpa
Lineage: Eukaryota; Viridiplantae; Streptophyta; Magnoliopsida; Fabales; Fabaceae
Source: the annotation of a GenBank genome assembly
UUGACUCCAGUAUCACUUGGAUUAAUCAAAAUUAUUUGGAGUUGAAGACAGCAAUUCCUUACUGGCCACUUCAGUUGAGAUUGUGGACUGCGGCCAACCACAAGUUUACUUUUUUUCCCUUUUCAUUAUCCAAUAUUCACUUUCAUGAUGCACAAGACACAUUCAAUACCCUUGAUUACAAAUAA